AUGAUUCUUUCACGUACUAAAGCAGCAGAUGAUCCGAAGAAGAAAGGUGCGACACAAGCACAAGAUAAAAAUAAAAAGAAAUCAGUUGAAGUCGAAGA
Messenger RNA from Adineta steineri, 98 nucleotides. The record is from the annotation of a GenBank genome assembly. Lineage: Eukaryota; Metazoa; Rotifera; Eurotatoria; Adinetida; Adinetidae.